Messenger RNA from Lactuca saligna, 1215 nucleotides. NCBI's taxonomy places the organism in Eukaryota, Viridiplantae, Streptophyta, Magnoliopsida, Asterales, Asteraceae. The record is from the annotation of a GenBank genome assembly.
AUGCCGUUUAGUUGGAAGAAGAAAACUAGGUGCACGAGGUUUUCGCAAUUGGUAGCCGAUCAUCUUCAAUCGCCGAAACACGGUGGCUCUCUUGUUGUGGAAACCGGUUUCCCAACGUCUCUUAUUGAUCUCUACGUCAGGAAUCGCGGUCGUUUUCGUAAAUCCUCGGCGAAGAAACAGAGGGAAAAUGAUUCUCAGACUUCGUUGUCGACGUCGACGUCUUCGUCAUCAGGUUUGUUCGUAGAUCCCAAUAAUUUUUCGUCCGGUAAUUCGGAUUAUACGAGAAGUGAUGAAAUCAUCGAAGAGGAUAUUGUUGUUGAGAGUAUGGUUUCGAGCGACGAUAAAAUCGAGAUUGACAAUCCUACCAAAUCGGAAGUGGAAAAGAAGGAUGAAAUGGCAAAGUUGAAUCCGGUAUUGGUGGCUGCAUUGAAGGUUUUGUUUAUGUUGGUUUUGGCGUUAGGAACAAAGAAAUUUACAGUUGGGAUUACAUUGUCAGCUUUCCUUCUUUUCUUCCUGGAAUCGGUAGUGAAGCAAUUGUUGGGGAGAUCGAGCUCAAGAAGACCUAGUUUAGAUUCAAAACCUCAAUUUGAAUCUAACUUCCAUGAAACCAAGAGUAUGAAAAGAUCAAAGGAGAAUACAACUCUUGUUGUAUGCAGUGAAGUCUUGGAGAUUGAAGAACAAGUAGAAUUAAAGGAGGAGGUUAGAUCGGAGAAAGAAUUAGACGAAGUUAAAAGUGAGAUUGUGAUGGAAAUUAGGCAUAAAACUUCUCGUAGAGCUAUACUGAAAUCAAGAAUGAAGAAACUUGUACCAAAGAAACUCCAUAAGUCUUCCAUUGGUUCAAAAGGCGAAAUACCUUGUGUGUUCAAAGAAGAAGAAACAGUGAAAUGUGCCCAAGAUCUUAAACCAGUACUCAUCUGUAAUGAAUCUUCAGAUUCAAAAGGUGAGACUUUGUGUGUCUUGAAGCAAGAACAGGACAAUAUUGUAGAAAUAGAAGGACGACCUUCAUCUUCAUCAUUAACUUUAUCAAGUGAAACUGAUUGCAAUGACAAGGAUUUAGGAAAGGGAUCACAACAGAAUUCUGGGUAUUUGGUUCUGUGCUUGAUUGUUCUAAUUGGACUGAUUGGAGGCCGGAUUUUGGCACUUGUCCUUGCAUUAUCAUGGUGCUUAAUACUGAAGAAGGCAGAAUGGAGAAGUGUAAAGUUUCCCAACUCCUAA